Messenger RNA from Lipotes vexillifer (Yangtze River dolphin), 2108 nucleotides. It is a transcript of the gene ZNF311, whose product is annotated as zinc finger protein 311. The coding region runs from base 157 to 1980 and encodes 607 amino acids. Lineage: Eukaryota; Metazoa; Chordata; Mammalia; Artiodactyla; Lipotidae. The record is from RefSeq and is a predicted model, not a curated record. Gene Ontology annotation, biological process: regulation of transcription by RNA polymerase II. The transcript is spliced from 5 exons. Gene Ontology annotation, molecular function: RNA polymerase II transcription regulatory region sequence-specific DNA binding; DNA-binding transcription factor activity, RNA polymerase II-specific. Gene Ontology annotation, cellular component: nucleus.
UAGGUGGUGGUAUCAGAUGAGACUCCAGGACCAUCAAACCAGCUUUGUAUCUGUGAUACCAAGCUCCUGCAGGAAAGAGCUCUGCCAUCUCCUCAUUGUCCUGCCUUUGCCGAAGAUGGAAGCCAAGGAAGCCUGCCAGGAGCAAAAAUCAUACUGAUGAGCCAGCCUCAAGAGGCAGUGACAUUUGAGGAUGUAGCUGUGAACUUCAGUAAUGAGGAGUGGCAGUGUCUGACCCAUGCUCAAAGGCACCUCUAUAAAGAUGUGAUGUUGGAAAAUUAUGGGAACAUGGUAUCACUUGGAUUUCCAUUUCCUAAACCUCCUUUGAUCUCCCAUCUGGAGCAAGAGGCAGAGCUCUGUGUUCAGGAUGGACAGGACAGAGAGUUCCUGAGCUGCUCCCACCCAGUAUCAGCUGCCAAGACACAGCCUGAGAAUGAGAAGGCAGGUUCAGAACAGGCGGUUUUUGAAAAUGGAGAAGUCUGCUGGGUGAAAUUUAAAAGUCUCCUAAAAGUUGUUUCCCAGGAUACAGCGGUUGGAGAAGUUUGUGUACAAGAUGUCAAAUUAGAGAAUCAAUGGGAAAUGCCUAUGAGGGAGAAACUGAGAGAAGAGAAGGAAUGCUGUGAGAAAGUGACCUUCAAGAAAGGAAAGAACCAGAAGGUACUUAGAAAAAACUCAAAAUGUAUUCCAUAUAGAGUUCUUACAGAAAAGAAACUCCAUGAAUGUGCCAGGUGUGGCAAAAACUUCAGCUGGCAUUCUGACCUAAUUCUCCAUGAGCGAAUUCACUCUUGCGAAAAACCCUAUGUGUGUAAUGAGUGUGGGAAAGCAUUCAAGACCAAAAAUCAGCUUUCUUUGCACCAGAUAAUCCACACAGGGGAGAAACCCUUUAACUGUAGCCAGUGUGGGAAGGCCUUCAACAGUAGAUCAGCUCUUUGCCGACAUAAAAAAACGCACAGUGGGGAGAAGCCUCACCAGUGCAGCGACUGUGGGAAGGCCUUCAAGACCAGGAACUGUCUCAGGAUGCAUCAGAUCAUCCACACUGGGGAGAAGCCUUAUGAGUGCAGUGGCUGUGGGAAGGCCUUUCAGUUUAAGCAUUCCCUUAUCAUCCAUGGCAGAAGCCACACUGGGGAGAAACCCUAUGAGUGUGAGGAGUGUGGGAAGGCCUUCAGCGGGAGUUCAGACCUCAUCAAACACACAAGAAUCCACACUGGGGAGCGACCUUAUGAGUGCAGUGAGUGUGGGAGGGCCUUCAGCCGGAGCUCAGACCUAAGCAAACACACAAGAAUCCACACUCAGGAGAAACACUGUGGGUGCCCUCAGUGUGGAAAAGCCUUCAGCAGCAAGGCAGAGCUCACCAAACAUAGAAGAAUCCACACUGAAGAGAAGCCUUACAAGUGUAAGGAGUGUGGGAAAGCCUUUCGUCAUAACUGUAAACGCAGGGCUCAUGAACGAGAACACACUGGGGAGAAGCCCUAUCGAUGUGGGGAUUGUGGGAAAACUUUCCAGGAUCGGCACUGCCUUACCAUCCAUCAAAGAAUCCACACUGGAGAGAAACCGUAUAAAUGUUCAGAGUGUGGUAGAGCUUUCAGUGGGAAAUCAAACUUGACCAAUCAUCAAAGAAUCCACACCGGAGAGAAGCCUUACAGAUGUGAGGUGUGUGGAAAGGCCUUUCAUCAUAGUUCAGUCCUGAGGCAGCACAGAAGAAUCCACACUGGUGAGAAGCCAUAUACCUGCAGUGAGUGUGGCACGUCUUUCCGUCAGAGCUCAGCUCUGAUUGGACACAAGCGAGUUCAUACUGGGGAGAAACCUUAUGAAUGUGAGGAGUGUGGAAAAGCUUUCAGAGUGAGCUCAAAUCUUACUGGACAUAAGAAAAGAAAACAUAGAGUGUGGGGAACCCACAAACUUGAUGAGAAUGGGAAAUCCCUCUCUCCAGUAACUGGUUCUCAGACCUUUUCAUUCAUCAAUAUUUUGACCAUCAACACUUGAGGGUAGUGAUUCUGGUGUUUACACUUUCUCAUUUCUCCUUCUACUUCUUACACUGGUCCCUCUUGUCUCCUGUAUUGGUUCUUCCUGGUUCCCUGACCCCCUAAUUGUGAGACCCCACCAAGCCUUUG